This is a messenger RNA of Amorphotheca resinae ATCC 22711, 1378 nucleotides long. RefSeq lists its product as hypothetical. The record is from RefSeq and is a predicted model, not a curated record. Bases 158 to 1294 code for a protein of 378 amino acids. The transcript has 3 exons. NCBI's taxonomy places the organism in Eukaryota, Fungi, Ascomycota, Leotiomycetes, Helotiales, Amorphothecaceae.
UUCGAUAGAAUCCCAUCCCUCCCGCAACUACAGCAGCGCUGCCGGUUCGAUUCCACCGCUCUCCAAGCAACCUAACCCCUCCCGCGCGUCCACUUUCUCGAAGAAAGUCAACACAAAACAAGCAACCCCGACGAGCAUCAACAUCAACAGGGCCAACAUGCGCUCUUCCUCCUUUCUCGCCCUGCUCGGGGCCGCCCUGGCCGUGGCAUCCCCCGUCCACAUGAACCUCCACAAGAAGGCCAUUGCCUGGGACAUCGUCACCGAUAUUGUCACCGUCACCGUCACCGAGGGCGCCCAGGGCAGCAGUACCCCGUCCGGGACACCCACCACCGUCGUUGUCAAGCACACUGUCUAUGCGAAUCCCAUCGAGGACUCCGCCGCCAAGGCCGUAGCCAUUCCAUCCUCAACCUGGUCCUCAUCCUCGGUCUCCAUCUUGACCUCGACCUCGACCUCGACCUCGAUCUCGACGUCCACCUCUGCACCACCCCCACCUCCACCUGCACCCCCCGCGCCGACCUCGACAAGCGCCGCUCCCGCUACGAUCGAGGCUCCAGCCGUGGUGGAAACUAAAGAGGCCGCACCAGUUGCUCCCAGUAAGCCCGUUGUAGCCGAAGCCGUCAACUCUCCUGCCGCCAAUUCUCCCGCAGUCAGUUCCCCUUCCGUUGCGGCUGCUCCUGCGCCCUCUCCUACGGACUACUCCUCGGCCGCUGUCCACUACCACAACCAACACCGUUCGAACCACUCGGCCCCCGCUAUAGCCUGGAACCAGACGCUUGCUGAUUGGGCUGCCAACACCGCUUCGACCUGUGUCUUCAAGCACGAUAUGACCCAGGGUACGGGCAACUAUGGCCAGAACAUUGAUGCGACGGGUUCAUCCAAUCCAAUUGGUGACUGGGAUACCGCUACAGUCGUCGCGAACUCCAUCGUCAAUGACUGGUAUUAUGGCGAGUACUUGAACUUCGUCCCCUACUACAACAACCCCAGCCCCCCGGAUUCCUCAUCGACACCAGAGUAUCUCCACUUCACGCAGCUUGUGUGGAAGGAGAGUCAGACUGUUGGCUGCGCAUCCCACUACUGCCCCCAGAACUCAGUCCUUUCGGGCGACUUUUAUGGGUGGUACACGGUCUGCAACUACUUCCCCGUAGGCAAGUCAUCCCCGCUCCAGUCAGAGGCCUUUCCCCCUAACCAAGAUCACAGGCAACAUGGAAGGGAUCUUCAAUACUCAGGUGACCCCACCUAUUGGAAACAUCGCCGACACCGUCAAGGUCUCUCUCCCAGUACUCUUCCUGUAUGAACGACAUUAGCAGGCAUCUAUCGCUAUCACCCAUUACUUAGACACAACCUAUCAAAUCCUGCUCGCUGCGCAUGUUGGACCACA